AUGUCCGCUGCCAUCACCCGCGUGGCCUUCUGUGGUGCCCUCUCUGGCCAGCUCUUCAUCGGGUGGCUCGGCGACAAGCUCGGCCACGAGAAGGUGUAUGGCAUUACGCUCAUGCUCAUGGUCAUCUGCUCCAUCGCGAUCGGCCUCUCCUUCGGUCACACCGCCAAGGGCGUCAUGGCCACCCUCUGCCUCUUCCGCUUCUGCCUCGGCUUUGGUAUCGGCGGCGAUUACCUGGUCUCCGCCACCAUCAUGUCGGAGUACGCCAACAAGAAGACCCGUGGCGCCUUCAUCGCAGUCGUUUUCACUACGCAGGGCUUCGGCAUCCUCACAGGCGGAAUCGUCUCCAUCAUCAUCUCCGCCGCCUUCAAGGAGCGCUUCGACUAUCCGGCCUACAGGGACAACCGCGCCGGCUCCACCGUCCCGGAAGCCGACUACAUCUGGUGCACAACUCUCAUGCUGGGCGCCCUCCCGGCUGCCUUAACCUACUACUGGCGGAUGAAGAUGCCAGAGACUGCGCGAUACACUGCUCUUGUUGCCAAGAACGCGAAACGGGCGGCACCCGAAUGUCGAGUGGGGGAGAACAUGAAGGCAAAGCCAUUGAAAGAAGGGAGUAGCGAGCUGAUGUACAUGGACAUUAAGCUCCAUGGCCAAACAACCCAUGUAAUGGUGGACAUGGGAGCUACCCACAACUUUAUUGACAAUCGAGAAGCAAUGCGACUUGGGCUGAUCUUGGAGAAGAACCCAAGUCGAAUGAAGGCAGUGAACUCGGAGGCCAAGUGA
Molecule: messenger RNA, 780 nt
Organism: Musa acuminata AAA Group (dessert banana)
Lineage: Eukaryota; Viridiplantae; Streptophyta; Magnoliopsida; Zingiberales; Musaceae
Product: probable inorganic phosphate transporter 1-4
Exons: 2
Coding region: 1-780 (259 amino acids)
Biological process (GO): transmembrane transport
Cellular component (GO): membrane
Molecular function (GO): transmembrane transporter activity
Source: RefSeq, a predicted model, not a curated record